This is a messenger RNA of Lolium perenne, 3085 nucleotides long. RefSeq lists its product as uncharacterized. The record is from RefSeq and is a predicted model, not a curated record. Lineage: Eukaryota; Viridiplantae; Streptophyta; Magnoliopsida; Poales; Poaceae.
CGUCAGCCACCGUUUGCGUGAAGAUGCCCUAAUGCAAAAACAUGUCCUCCUCCUCCUUCCCCAAUUCCGCUUCACCAUUUCGCUCGACCCAACCCCAGUCCCUGAAACUGAAAUCGCUGGCUGCUGCGCACGAGCACCGCACCCCAGUCCCCCACCUCCACGCGAUGGCUCGGCGCCAGAGCCGCCGGAGACACGUCCUCCACCACUGCCACGGCCCGGCGGCACCUCAUUGCCGGAGACGUGUCUCCGUCCCCUCGGUCGAGGAGCUGCUGCUCCAGCGGAGCGAGCCCUACCGGUACCGGAAGAUACAGAGGUCGACGAAAUCGUCCGGGCGGGAGGGGCUUCGGCGGAGAUGCGGCGCCGGGCGCCGAGGAGUCUCCGGCGGCGGCGCGAGCGUCUUCCACCUCCCCAUGGAAUUGCCCUUCUCGCUCAUCUCAAAAAAAACUUUCCGCUUCUUCUUUCCCUCCUCCAUUGUCCGUUCGCGAACAGAAACACGAAGACGGCCGUAUCAAGAGCGAGCUCCGAUCAAGAUACACAGAAGAACACAUAAGAACGUUGGACCAACCUUCUCCCCCGCGAAGUAAAGGAAAGCUCCAAAGAACUGGAAAGAAGCGCAACGGCUUUCACUCCAAGAACGCCUGGCCUGCGCCACGGUGAAGCAACCUGCGGCGCCGUACAACCCAAGAACGCCUUGACAGGAAGAGAAGUGAGGAACUGAAGAGAAGGCUAAUCGAUCCUCUGCACAAUCCAUUGAUCGCCUUAUCUGCGUCUACUGAAACAGAACAAGUGAAGAACUGAAGAGAAGGCUAGGCAGACAAUCCUGAGCACACUUGUUUGAUCGUUGGCCUUAUCUACGUGUACUAAAACAGAACUGUGGUGAGGCCGUGAGGGACCAAGGGAUCCUGGUGCCAGUUCUCUGACCACCUCCUGUACGUGGGCUGAAACAGUGAACAUGCCAUCCCAGUUAGAAGAUUUUACCAAGACGGGUGUCCUUACACGGGCUUAUCCCCUUGUUGGUGAGUAUUGUCCACAUAAUCUUCAGGAUGGCUUUCUUGUUGAAGAAAGGAUAAAGAUUCUUGUUAAGACAAUGGCUAGAGAUUUGGAUACCCAUCAUCAGGAGGGUCAUUGCAUCUCAGCAUUUGAUCACAGAAAUAUUAGGAUCAAUGCGGCAGGCCAUGCACAGAUUAUCGGUGUCAUGCACACCGCAAAAACUAAAGAGAAUAUCAAGAAGAAUUACCUGGAUUUGCAUGAUGUGGUUGUCAAGACCAUUUUCAGGAAUUUCAGUUAUCAGCAACAGGUGCCAUCUGAAUGGCGUAUGCUGUUACUAUUAAUGAAAAGAGACUGCAUUGGCAACGAGUACCUAAUAUGCAACAAUGUUGCCCUGAUGCCUCUGGCGAUCAGAAUGCUAUUUUUCUACCUGUGUUACGAGCAUGUUACAUUUUCAAUGUGGAAGACCAAGGAAGAAAAGCAGAAACGGAUACUGCAGAAGCUGCCGUAUUUGAAAAACUGGCCUGAUCUCCUGAAAGGCAACUAUCUUCUUGAAGAAUCAUUUGAGCACCAGUAUCACGAUGUUACUACCCCGGAGGGAUUCUUCAAGUUUUACAGAGAUACAAACAAACACCGCAUGGACCGGUGCCACCUUAUUGAGUUAGUGGGAGCCUACACCGGGAAAGAAUUUGAAAAGAAUCUGCUGGUUCGAUACCCGCUCUAUUUAUUUAUUCUGCAAGAGGAACUACACAGGGAAAAAGAACUAGAGGAGCUAGAACCACACGUUCUGUUCUGAACUUUCUGUAGCAGUUAUGUCUGCUGACAACCUCUUCAGUUGUGUCAGUUACAGUCCAGAGACUCAGUGUGCUCAACCUCUUCAGUUGUGUCAGCUGCAUGUCCAGAGACUCAGUGUGCUCAACCUCUUCAGUUGUGUCAGCAACAUGUCCAGAGACUCAGUGUGCUCAACCUCUUCAGUUGUGUCAGCUACAUUUGUAGAGACUCAGUGUGCUCAACCUCUUCAGUUGUGUCAGCUACAUUUGUAGAGACUCAGUCUCUUCAAGCUCUCCAAUUAUGUCAUCUACAUUGUCCACUGACUCAGCGUGCUGAAGCUUUGCAAUUCUGUCAGCUACAUUGUCUACUGACGCAGUGUGCUCAAGCCCUGCAGAUCUGCUGACUGUUCGAACGGUGUCCAGUUAGAUUGCUGCUUAAAGAUCUUCAGAACUGAGCUUUGAUCAGAGACACCUGAAGCUUGUUGUCAUUCAGUUCUUUGAGAUGUGUACCUGUAGGUCUCUGAUUAGCAGCUGGACAAUCUCCUACAUGUUUUUUUUGCCCUUGUAGAGGUUGUAUAUGUGUUGGUGAACCAUGUGGUAGAUUCUAGGGCGAUUUUGAUGAGUAUCUACUGGAGUGCUGUCUGUUGUAGUAGUAGAACGCCUGGAACUAAUGAUGUGUCGCUGCAAAUUUGCGGUUUCAGUAGGUGGCUUGUUAUUGCAUCUUGUUCCUGGUACUUGUGAUCUUGUGAGAGGGGUUUGAUCAGAGUUAGUGGUUUCUGUGUGGAUGUCAGGAAUUGUGGGAGACUAAUAACUGAAUUGAGCCAUGUGAAUGAAACUGGGAGUAUGAUUGCUCACUGACCGGAAAAAAAAGCAGUUCUUCGUUUUCAUAUCUGUGGAUGUAUUCAGCAAGCUAUGGAUGAACUGUGUUCAGUAGUGCAGACAAAAAAAGUACUGAGACUUAGCGUCAUGGAAUAAACAGUGACCAAGAGCGCGAUGGUCCUUGUUGAAACAAUGGAUUGGAUUGGAGCUGCUUGCUGAGAUACCGUGCGUUGCGGAUUGUUCUGUACCAAAAAAGUACUCUGUUUUUUUUUUUGUGCUUGAAAGCGUAGUUUUAGAUGCUGAGAAAUAAGUUACUUUCCAGUUUCCAAGUAGCAGUUGUAACUGGGAGAGGUGUUGAGAUAUACUAUGAUUUAGUCGCUUGUACAACCGAGUGUACUAUCAGGCAUGAACAUUAGUGUUACAGCGUCAGACAAAUGGCAUUGUUCUAGGAUGAUAUAUUUAUUUUUCCGAAACAGAGGAAACACAGCCAACUACUCCAUAUAUCCUAA